Molecule: messenger RNA, 1881 nt
Organism: Yamadazyma jaroonii
Lineage: Eukaryota; Fungi; Ascomycota; Pichiomycetes; Serinales; Debaryomycetaceae
Source: the annotation of a GenBank genome assembly
AUGUCCCUUAGAUCCAAACAAAUUCAAUCCCUUGAACGGAUGCUCCAUCUUAACCAAGAUGGCCAGCCAGAUCUCACCCUCGCGUCUAAGACGGAAGAAAUCAUCUGGAAAGCGUUGGUCCUCGAUAAAAAAUCCCAAUCCAUCGUAUCAUCAGUUCUCAGAGUCAACGACCUUUUACGUUGUGGUAUCACCAUCCAUCAAUUAAUCACCACUUCCCGAAGUCCCCUCCCCGAUGCUCCUGCCAUUUACUUCGUGGAACCAACCAAAGAAAACAUUCUCCUUAUAAUUGAAGAUUUACGCCACGAUACUUACGACCAAUUGUUCAUUAACUUUACUGCCUCCAUCGACCGGGAAUUAUUAGAACUGUUCGCUAAAGAAGUUUCCCUUAUAGGUAAGAGCCACAAAAUCAAACAAGUAUUUGAUCAAUACCUUAAUUUCAUCGUUACCGAACCUAAUUUGUUCUCGUUAGAUUACCACCAUAUCUUCACUAAAUUUAAUCAUCCUACCACCACUGAGGAUGAUAUCAAUGGCCUUGCUAAUGACCUUUCUAAUGGACUUUUAUCAUUAAUUCUCACCGCGGGAGAUAUCCCUAUAAUUAGAUGUCAACGGAACGGGCCCGCGGAAUUCAUCGCCCAACAAUUAGACACUAAACUUAGGGAUUACUUAUCCAAUACUAAGAAUUUGGCCCCGCCAGUGGUCAGUAAACGUUCAGUGAUGGUGAUUAUGGACCGAAAUAUCGAUUUAUCCUCAAUGUUUCAUCAUUCUUGGAUCUAUCAAUGUAUGAUUAGUGAUGUAUUCAAUCUUAAACGUAAUACCAUCACUUUACCGGACGGGAAAAAUUAUGAUAUCGACCCCAAGGAUUUUUUUUGGUCGAAAAAUAGUCAAUUACCGUUCCCUGACGUGGUAGAAAAUGCUAAUUUGGAAUUAGAAACCUAUAAACAUGAUGCUCAACAAUUAACUGCUAAGACUGGUAUCACCUCAUUGAAUGAUAUCGACCCCCUGGCUCCUCAUUCUACUUCCGAUACCGUCAAAAUGCAACAAGCCGUGGAUGCCCUCCCUGAAUUGACCGCUCGUAAGGCCACUCUCGACAUGCACAUGGACGUAUUGGCUUCCUUAUUGAAGGAAUUGGAAUCAAAGUCCUUAGAUAAGUUCUUUGAAGUGGAAACCAACUAUAAUAACCCCAAGAUUACUACCGAGUUCAUGGACUUAUUGAACGACCAGCCAAAAAAGGAUAACAUUAUCGAUAAAUUAAGAACUUUUAUAAUUUUAUUUCUUGUUUGUGACUUGCCACAAACAUACAUUGUGGAGGUUAAGGCCAAAUUUCAACAAUUGGAUCCUUCGUUGGAUUUAAGCUGUUUACAAUAUUUUGAGAAAUUCAAGAAUAUCUCCAGAUUAUCGUCAUUGGCUAGAGAUGAUGAAGGUAGUGAUGAUAGUAUCAACAUCAAUAACAACUCAGCUUUGUUCAAUAACUUAUCAUCGCGUUUAUAUGGGUUGACAGAAGGGAAGUUAUCUGAAGGUUUGUCGUCCCUCACUUCGGGGUUGAAGAAAUUAUUGCCACAAAAGAAAAAUUUACCAUUAACUAAUAUCGUGGAAGCAAUAAUGGACCCAACUAAUGCUAAUAGUGGUAGUGUGCAACUUACUGAUGAUUAUUUGUACUUGGACCCCAAGUCAAGGGGGGGACAUUCAAAACCUCCUAAAAGACAAAGUUAUGAUGAAGCGUUGGUGUUUGUAGUUGGAGGAGGGAAUUAUUUGGAGUACCAGAAUUUACAAGAGUUUGUGGUAGAGAAAGGUGAAGGAGUUAAAUCGGUGGUUUAUGGAUCUUCCAAUAUAAUGUCGGCCGUAGACUUUUUACAGGAAUGUAAUAGUUUAGGGAAGUUGUAG